CCUAGAUUCACCGGGAAGGAAGAUCCGGAAAUCCAUCUGGACUCCUUCAACUAGAGUGCGACCAUGAAUGGUUGCACCGAUGAAGAAAAGUGCCUUCUUUUCUUCCAGACCUUGCGGAACCGAGCCACUGAAUGGUUCAAUAAGCUUCGCCCAGGAAGCAUUGAUUCGUUCAGUGAUUUGGCCUCGAAGUUCAAGGCCAAGUUCCAGGAGAAUUGUACCAAGAGGAAGAAAUUCACCUACCUUAGUACAGCCGGGCAGAGGGAGUCUGAGAACCUUACUCAGUUCCUUACCUGGUGGAAGGAAGAGGAGUUCUGUCGGAAACCCCCGGCCACGUACCAAGAGACCUACCAUACUGCAUGGGAGUUUGCUGAGGCUGAAACUCAACUCCGGGCGAAGAAAGAAGUCGAGCAUGGUUACAAGCCCAAGCCGGUGCAAGUCAAGAAGGAAGAAGCACCGGGACCUAGCUGGCCAAGACACCACUAUGACCCGGUCUUCCGUAUGGUCAAUACGGAAGAAUGCCCAGAAAUCUGGAAAGCACCGGUCAUUCCUCCGGAAAAUCCUACCGGUCAAACAGGGCGGCAGUGGUCGGGCACCUAUUGUUCGUACCACAGGUCAGAUUCCCAUAACACCUCCGAAUGCAAAAGUGGUAAGGGGGUCAUCCGGCAUAUGAUAGACAGUGGAGAGCUGGGCAAGGAUUACUUGCAGAAAGCCCAGGAGAAGAGUCAUCAAUGGGUUAGGCCAGCUGCCCCGGGAGAUGACCGGGACAACGACCGGCGGAGGAAUAGCCAGCCAAGGGAGCGGCAACCUGCUCCCGAAAAAGAGCACAUCGGCAUGAUCUUCGGUGGACCUGAAGGUGGAGAUUCAGCCGCGCAGCGGAAGAACUGGGUCCGGAGCAUUUACGUUGGUGAAGUAAGCGCUGAACCACCCAGGCGUAAGCAUACUAGAAGGGAGCCGAUUGUCUUUACUGACCGGGAUCUCCCCCCUACCGGUGAAGAUCACAAUGAUCCAUUGGUCAUCACCAUGGACGUUAAUGGGGUGGAUGUCGCCCGGGUACUAGUUGACACUGGCAGCAGUGUCAACAUCUUAUACCUGGAGACUUUCCAAAAACUCAGGUUGUGUCGGACACAACUUGAACCCCUCAAAACCCCUCUCUCAGGCUUCACGGGAGACACCAUUGAAGGUGAAGGGUCCAUAGUUCUACCGGUCGAACUAGGAUCAGGCGAAAAAACCGUAUGGAAGAAGAUGCGGUUCAUAGUUGUGGACAUCAAAUGCGUCCACAACGCAAUUCUUGGAAGGCCAGGCAUCAAUAGAGUCGGGGCGGUGAUUUCCAUGUCUCAUCUAUGCAUGAAGUUCCACACUCCAGGUGGUGUGGGUGAGGUGAAGGGUGACCAGAGGAAUGCCCGGGAAUGCUAUGCCCGGGCAGUCAAGAAGAUGACCAAGGGGGUCAAUGUCAUCUCCCAAGAUGUCGCAAAGGGAGAGACCCGGGAAAAAUUGGAGCCCAAGGCCGAGACGGUGGAAAUCGAACUUCACCCGAGUGAUUCUUCGAGGAUGGUCAGAAUUGGAGCAAAUCUCCCCGAGGAUCUCAAGGCAGAGAUUACACGGGUCCUCCAAGAAUACGCGGGCAUAUUCGCAUGGAGCGUGGCGGAUAUGCCCGGAAUAGAUCGCUCUGUUAUCUGCCACCGGUUGGCCGUGAGGGAAGGAAGUCGAUCGGUACAAGGGUUCAAGAUUUACCAUGCAAUCAUCUUCAACUUCAAGCUGACGAACAAUGAGGCAGUAUAUGAAGCUCUGGCUGGAGGGCUCAGACUUGCCCAAGCCCUGAAAAUCAGCCGGGUCAGUAUCAAAUCUGACUUUAGCCUGAUUGUUGGGCAAGUGACCGGUAACAUGGAAGCAAGGGAAGGACGCAUGGCACAAUACAAGGAGCUCGUGCUUGCCCUGUUGAAAGGCUUCGAGGAAUUCAAGAUCGCCCAAAUUCCCCGGGCGGAGAACGCGGAUGCAGACCUUCUCUCCAAGUUGAUGCAGUAUGCUCCCGAGCAUGUUUCAAAACUUGCCCGGGUGGUAAUCCAAGAUCGAGCCAGCAUUGAAAAAUUGGAAGUCGCCGCUAUAACAGCCGGAAGCCAAUCUGACCGGUCAAACCUGGUCGGGGCGGACGACCAUUGGAUGUAUGAUCUGAUGGAAUAUUUGAUGCAUGGGAACUUGCCAGAAUAGGAUGACCGGGCAAGAAAAGUGAAGUUCAGGG
Messenger RNA from Cuscuta campestris, 2236 nucleotides. The record is from the annotation of a GenBank genome assembly. NCBI's taxonomy places the organism in Eukaryota, Viridiplantae, Streptophyta, Magnoliopsida, Solanales, Convolvulaceae.